AUGGACGAGUCGUACCACGAUGCCCACGCCACCCUCUCGUCUAAAUUCCCCGCGCUAGCCGAACAGCUUUUGCUCCACGGCAAGACGAUCGCCGAUAUCCUCUUAGCUGACGACGCCACUUUAUCGAAGCAAAUCAACUGGCUGGUCCGCGAGAUCGAAGACUAUCGGCGGGUGUUGAACGGGUUGCUCACUCUGAAACCAGUCGAUGUUCGUGAAACGGUUUCGGGCGAUGUUGGUGGUUGUAUCUCUACUGGAUUACCUCAAUUAGAUGCCGACUUAGGCGGUGGGAUACCACGGGGCGAUAUCACGGAAAUCUUUGGCGAACUGGGCAGCGGCAAGUCCCACUUGAUGCUUUCCAUCGCCGUCAAUUCAGUUUUGAAAGGGGACGAGAAGUGUGCCUAUAUUUGUACGGAAAAGUUCCUCGAGACCAAGCGUCUUCAGGCGAUGGCUGACCACUUCCAGGUGAACGUGGACAACAUCAGCUAUAUCUAUUGUGCUAAUCUUGAAGCCCAGGACCAUAUAUUCACCACCCAAUUACCGAUACUAUUGGCUUCAGGCGAUUAUAGCGCGGUGGUGAUUGAUCUGAUUUCUCACCACUGGAGACUAGACCAGCCGUUCACCACCAAUAGCUGUCUUGAUGACAAGAUUUCAACGUUAGAGGCUCAGUUGGAUGAAGACGAGUUGGCCCAGGUGGCUAGCACUCCCACCAAACCCAAAUUCGCGUUUAUGACGGCUGCUUAUGAACGUCGUAUCACUAAACAGUUUUUGGCUAACGAUACCGUACGCCAGCUCAUGAAGCUUGCCACCGAACAUAACGUGGCGAUUGUGGUGGGCAACCAAGUGGCGGAUAACGUCAAUAAGCCCGUCGAUGCCUCCCAGUUCCAAGGGGCCGAUGAUCCAUUUAAUUAUGACUUUAUUAGUGGUGUGGCUCUGGGGUGGACUCCUGCCACUCUACAGCAAUUUAACCAUGUCCCCGUCGAUGUCCUGAUUGAUAUCCAUGCUAUGGACCCUUAUCGACGUAUGGUUUCAGCGUUGGGACCCUCGUGGCUCAGAUGGUCGGCUAAUCGAGUCCUCGUGAAAAAGAGCUACCACGUGGCCAAAACCGACGAUGAGCUUGAAGAAGAAGCUAGUACGGUGUGGAACGUCAAACGCAGUGCCGUGGUGGUGCUGCUGAAAGGUAUUUGUGAUAAUACGGUCGAUCCAGUGCCAUUCACUAUCACCGCCACUGGUCUUGCUGCCACUACUGCCACUGCGUGA
Molecule: messenger RNA, 1257 nt
Organism: Diutina rugosa
Lineage: Eukaryota; Fungi; Ascomycota; Pichiomycetes; Serinales; Debaryomycetaceae
Gene: RAD57
Product: putative DNA-dependent ATPase
Exons: 1
Coding region: 1-1257 (418 amino acids)
Biological process (GO): mitotic recombination; DNA strand invasion; DNA recombinase assembly
Molecular function (GO): single-stranded DNA binding; ATP binding; double-stranded DNA binding
Source: RefSeq, a predicted model, not a curated record